Messenger RNA from Necator americanus (New World hookworm), 675 nucleotides. RefSeq lists its product as uncharacterized. The record is from RefSeq and is a predicted model, not a curated record. The coding region runs from base 1 to 675 and encodes 224 amino acids. NCBI's taxonomy places the organism in Eukaryota, Metazoa, Nematoda, Chromadorea, Rhabditida, Ancylostomatidae. Gene Ontology annotation, molecular function: RNA binding. The transcript is spliced from 8 exons.
AUGUAUAGGCUUCAAUUCGAGGAAGUGCGCUUCGGCUCUGCAACAAAUAUGGAUUUCCCCGACGACGGUCCUUUCAAGGCUUUCAUCGGGAACCUUCCUUUCGACGGCGUCCAAGGUGACAUCGAGGCGAUCUUGAAGUAUGUCGGUUUCACUGACGAUCAGAUCCAUUCAUUUCAAGUACGCAUGGUUCGAGACCGCGAAACAGAUAAGUUCAAAGGAUUCGCUUAUGUAGAGUUCAACACCGCUGAUGAGUUGCGCAAAGUCUUGGAUAUAAAUGGAGUGGACUACGGUGGAAGGCCCCUCAAAAUCGACAUAGCAAGUCAACGAGCAAAUGACCGUGGAGGUCGCGGAGGACGUGGUGGUCGUAGUGGCGGUUGGACAGCAGUCGAUCAUCGUGUUGGGCAUGGUCAAAGCAGUGGUUUUCGUGGCGGUCAUACCGGCCGCCAACGUCGUCGGCCUUCGGACCGUCACCUCGAAGAGGAUGAAUUUGUGGAACAUCCUGACCCGAGAAGCCGAGGAAGAAGCGGCUCGCCGUGCCAAAUUAUUCAUGGCUUAGAUAGACUAUCGAAGCGGCUUCUCGUUCCGGUUAAUCUUUUCGGAAGAGAGUUUAGCCAGGUUUACUUGCCUACCUCACUAUUUGUAGUGAGGCUGUUAUUGGUGACAUUUUGUUGUUGA